UUGGCUCCUGAAAGAACUGCGUGCAGAUGUCACUUGGCAAGUGCUUUGCCUUAGAAGCGUUGCAGCGUCCGCAGGUGUGGUAAAUACCCAGCACGGAAAGAAAAUCUCGCACGUACAUCAGAGCUGCAGAAUGGUUUCUUUUCAAAAUCAUGGCUUUGCGUAACACUUCAAGAGUGGCUUCAAAGCCCACCCUUUCCCUGCGCCUGUUGCUCUUCGUCGUCACCCAAAGUUCAUGUUUUGCUGCAAUUCUUAACAAGUGCUUCUCCAACCCUUGCAAAAACAAUGCAGCCUGCGAGGACCUUAUCAACGACUAUAUUUGCCACUGUCCAAAAAUACCUGUGGCGUUCAUGGGAAAGAACUGUGAGGAACUGCUUGAUGUUUGCGAAUCACAUCCCUGCCAGCACAACGCAACAUGCAAGAGCACUUUGGGCACAGCUGACUUCUCUUGUGAUUGCCCUCCUGGUCAUGCUGGCACCAGCUGUGAAAGUUACAUCAACAAGUGUGCUAGCAUUCCCUGCUUGAAUGGUGCCACCUGCCUGGACAAUGCCACUGGCUAUAGCUGUGUUUGCCCUUUAGGUUACACUGGCACUGACUGCGGAACCAACAUGAAUGAGUGUGCGUCAAACCCAUGUGAAAACGGAGCUGUGUGUAAGGAUAAGCUUAAUGGAUUUUCUUGCUUCUGUGUGCCUGGCUACCAGGGCAGACUGUGCGAGAUUGAAGUGGAUGAGUGUGCUUCAGAACCCUGCAGAAAUGAAUCCACCUGUGUGAACAAAAUUGACAAGUAUGUCUGCAUCUGCCCACCUGGUUUGACAGGAACUCAUUGUGAACUGGAAAUCAACGAAUGCUUGUCGCAGCCUUGUCUGAAUGGGGCAACUUGUCAGGAUCACUCUGCCAGCUACACUUGCACAUGUUCUCCAGGGUUCAUGGGCAGCAUCUGUGAAAUAAACCUUGAUGAAUGUGCUAGUCACCCCUGUCAGAAUGGAGGGAAAUGUAUUGAUGAAGUAAAUGGGUAUAACUGUGACUGUGUGAACAGUGGAUACACUGGUUUGCACUGUGACAUCUACGUCCCAAGUUGUCUUUCGCAUCCCUGCCUCAAUAGUGCCACCUGCCAGGAUACUGCUGGAAAUUACACUUGUCACUGUUGGCCAGGUUUCAUGGGGUCGCAGUGUGAGACUGAUAUCAAUGAGUGCUACAGUAAUCCUUGUCUACAUGGGGGCAAGUGUAUUGAACUCUCCUGGCAAAAUAUGUAUGGAAACACUACAGAAUUGCCUGUAGUCUUCAGCUAUGAGCAUGCUUCUGGCUACAUCUGUAAAUGUCGGCAUGGAUUUACAGGUUCGCACUGUGAGAUGGAUGUUAAUGAGUGUGACUCAAGCCCUUGUCAAAAUGGAGGAACAUGCCAGAAUACCCUGCAGGGUUACAUUUGUCACUGCCCAACAAGCAAUGCACAAGGGAUAUUUUAUGGAGGCCAGAACUGUACAGACAUUCUGACUGGGUGUGAGAACCAUGAAUGCCAGAACAAAGCAACGUGCAUCCCUUACCUGAUGGAUUCACAACACAGGCACCAUUGCCGCUGUGCUAAUGGCUACAUUGGUUUGAACUGUCAACUAUCAACUACAUUUUCUUUUGCUAUCAGUGGGUAUCUUCAUUUUAAAACACCACUUACUGAGAAAAAUGAGGACUUGGCAAAUAAACUUCCUUAUCACAUAUUCCUAAGGUGUAGAACUGUGCUGUCUCAUGCACUUAUUUUUCAUAGAGGGAACAGAGAAACAUUUAUGAAAUUGGAAAUACUCAAUGGGCAUUUAUCUGCAUCUCUGCAAAUAAGCAAUGAACUGGUUGCAGCUCUUGAGAUUUUUAAGAAUGUAAGUGAUGGAGACUGGCACACUGUGGAAGUGACAUUCAGGAGUCACUUUUCUGUCAAACUCCUGGACGAUUCUUGUUCAGGAGAAUGCAUGAUCCUAAAGUUUGUAGGGAUGGAGAGUGACCAACUUGCAUCUGCAUUUGAAAACAUAUUCUUUGGAGGCAUGGAGGACGACUAUGGAGAUUUCCAGGUGAUACCCAGCCCCAGAACUGGCCUCUUUAUUGGUUGCCUUCAGGACGUGACAGUGGAGUCAGAAGUAAUAGACGUGGACACUCUUUUGUUGAUUCGACGCGAAUGUGAACCAGGAUGCAGCAAGACUGGCUGGUGCCAGAGGGAUCCGUGCCAGAGCAGGGGUCAAUGUAUUGAUUUGUAUCACAAUUACAGAUGUGAAUGUUUCAGACCAUACAUUGGAUUGAACUGUUCUGAAGAAUUAACCCCGGGUGGAUUUGGCCAUGAAGGUUCCAAAGGCUAUGCUUCUUUUACCAUUGAUGAUGAUCCAGGAGAAGAAGUGAACAUAUCCAUGUUUGUUCGCUCUCACAAACCAGAUGGUUUGUUAGUGAGCCGGAACAGCAGUGUUGUCUAUCUUCAGAUGGAGUUGGAUGCUGGCCGUGUUGUAGUCCAAUCCCACUUGUCUAAACCUCUCACAAGUGAUCACUACAUCACUGACAGCGAUUUUUAUUUCAUAACUCUGGAAAUAACAAAUGAAAUGAAACUUGUUCAGUCAGGACAAGUGGUUGGUCACGUUCAAAUUUCUCCAAUUAGAAUUCAAGCUGGUGAUAUGGUUUAUAUCGGAGGCUUGCCAGAUCAGCUGGAACAUGCUCAAGACACAAGAUACUUUGAAGGAUGCAUCCAGGAUUUAAAAAUCAACAACAAGAGACUUGAGUUUUAUCCCAUUGGUAUCCCUGAGGAGUCUUACAGUAACAGAACACUUGUAAAUAUAACAAGCGGCUGUAGUGGCAAGAAUGCAUGUAAGUCCAGCCCUUGCUUGAAUGGUGGAACCUGCUCUUCCAUCUGGGGUGACUUUGUAUGCACCUGUCCUCCAAAUACCUCAGGAGAAACCUGCAGCCAAGUCCAGUGGUGUCAGCUUGAUCUGUGUCCACAAGAUUCAAAAUGUCACCUGCUCAGAGAUGGAUUUGAUUCAUAUGAUGGGAUUCAUAUUGGUAUCACUAUGGAUGCUUAUUGCCAACAAGAUUAUUAUAUCUCAAGAGAAGAAGGCCUGACUUUCAGAGGGAAUGGCAAAAUUGAGAGAGAGCUCACCAACAUUACUUUCAGCCUUCGGACGAGGGAAUCGAAUGCUGUCGUGCUCCACGCGGUAAAGGAGCAAGACUUUAUCACCAUGGGCAUCCAGCAGUGCCAUUUAAUAUUCAUGAUACGAAGUGGAAACAACUGGGGCAACCUGAGUAUCCUCAGCUCAAAACCAAUAAGUGACGGUCUCUGGCAUGAUGUUAUCUUUCGCAUGAGUGAUCCCUUACUUCAGUAUUCCAGCUGGCAGCUGGAAGUAGACAAGAAAGAAAUUGUAACCAGCGUGGCCAUCAGUGGCAACUUGAACUUCCUGAGAGGAAGAACAGACAUUUACCUGGGUAGUGGAGGUGAAGAGAAAGGACGAGGCUUCAAAGGUUGCUUGAACACAGUGAAACUUGGUGGCAUCUCGUUACCAUACUUUGCAACUGAUAAUGUGCACAUUGUCAGACCUAAACAGGAACAAUUUAUACAAACAUCCUUCAAAAACAUAUUACUGGGUUGCCCAAUGGAGAAUAUUUGUGCAUCCAAUCCCUGUAAAAAUAAUGGGACCUGUGAGGACAUGGUCAGUUACUAUCAAUGUAGCUGUCCUACAGGUUGGGUAGGCUUGAACUGCGAAAACAACAUCAAUGAUUGCCAGUCAAGUCCUUGUAUUCAUGGCAAUUGCACAGACAAAAUGUCAGCGUACAAAUGUGUCUGCUUGCCUGGUUUCACAGGCGCUAAUUGUGAAGUGAACAUAGACAACUGUCAAAAGCACAAGUGUGCCAAUGGAGCUACCUGCAUUGAUGCCAUAGACAGUUACUCAUGUAGUUGCCCAAGUAACUUGACUGGAACAUUUUGUGAAUACCUUAGAUUAUCUCUUACGUUUUGCAAUGAUGAGAAGAAAAAUUGGACCUGUUACAAUGGAGGCAACUGUACUGAGAAGGACACAAGGUGUACCUGCCCCAUAGGAUUCACUGGAAGCCACUGUGAAAUCGACAUUGAUGAAUGUGAAUCGAACCCAUGUCUUAAUGGAGGCUUCUGCCAAAAUCUGCCCAACGAGUUUCAGUGCAUCUGCGACAUGAGCUUUGCAGGUGACCGCUGUGAGUUUGAUGUAAGCGAUCUCUCCUUUUUCAUCUCUUAUUACUCUGGCAGAAUCUUUUCCAGCUUCUUUCUUAUCUCAUUCUACGAAUGGAUGAUGAACCAGCAGUUGAGUGGGCUUGAAGGUCUUGGAUACCAAAUGAACUAUGCUGUUGGUUACCCAAGUGCCAUGUCUCAGCAGUGGCUAAUAUCAAGCCAGCCGGUUCUCUUGAAAGCCAACCUGCACCUCUUGAAUGGAAGACAGUGUAUGACUGAGACCACUGAAGAUGACAGCAUGCUUAAUCCUCCUCCUGACAUCCCACUGCAUUAUCCCACAGUCCCUUCUGAUCGCAAGCUGCAGAUGUUUCCCAUGACCAACCACUUCAGAAACAUAACUCAAAAUUUUGGAGUUGGUUUUCGAGCUGCACGGCUAUGGACUCGUAGAAUGGAAGAACGACUGCUGCCUUGCCUUGGCUGGUUAUUGGCUACAAUACUUUUACUAAAGGAAGGAUUUCUGCUCACACAAGCAGUGAAUGAAACAACCCCUACACCAUCAACAACCCCUACACCAUCAACGAAUAACACAUCAUCUACAAAUCCGCCACCUAACCAAGUAAACAUAGCAGCCAUUGUGGCUCCAUGUGUCAUUGGCGGGGUGAUAGUUCUUGCUAUCAUUCUGACUUUGCUAAUCCUAAAACUGCGUGAGAAACGUCAGACUGAAGGGAACUACAGCCCGAGCAGCCAGGAGCAAACAGGAUCUCGGAUGGAAAUGAACAACACUCUUAAACUACCACCAGAAGAACGCCUGAUCUGAUGCGUUCAAGCUUUGGGGUUCAUGGUGGAAGAAGUCAACAGACCCCAGGUAUUCCCUGUGCUACUCAACAAUUUGGGAUUAAAAAAAAAACUCUCACAAAGCUGUGGAACUCAAAGUCUGUGUGCGUGUGUGUUAUUUCUUUAAACCAAGGCAGCUUCAAGGCUAACCCAAUGUGAGUUACCCCUAAACAUUUAAUCAUUUUGACUCUUGUCAGCAGGAUGUGGAAGCCUGGACCUCAGAGCUUCUGCUUUAUACUGGGUUGGUCACCGUCGUGUUGUUGCUGAUUUUCUUUCUAGUCCUCGCUACCUGUAUUGUGACCCUGAAUAAAAGAGCAACGCACGGGGCCUACAGCCCAAGCCGGCAGGAGAAGGAGGGAUCACGAGUGGAGAUGUGGAACAUGGUGCAACCACCACAGGUGGAAAGACUUAUCUGAAUGAGCCCUGACCAAUUGUUUCCACUGUAUGUUGGCCAAUAUCACUGCUGUAUGUUAUAGGGUGAGGACCAUCCGAUUCAACAUGCCACAAGAAAUGCUUUAAUUGGCACUGAAUGUUUUCUUUUACUCAUUCAAGUGGGUAUCACCAGCAAGGCUCACUUUUAAUGCCAAUCUCUAACUGCCCUUGAGACGAUACUAAUGAACUGCCUUCUUGAACUGUGGGCCGUCAACAUGGUGAUGGUGACAGUGUAGUUAACGAGGAAGUUCCAGCUAUGAUGAGGUUUAAUCUGUCAAUGUCUUGGCCAAAUAUUCAAAAAUACCGGGUAAAUUGCUCUUCCUCAAAAUUGUCAACCGACAAUGGGUCACAAUGCUAGUAUCUAAGUGAUGUUGGGAAUACAAAAUGUGCACAAAUACAGACAAAAACCUAUGGAAUUGGAUGGUUCAACCAAGGUAAUAAGCUUAUUUACCAACAACUCUUCAUUUAGGGAUCACUGUUACAAAAGAACAAGAUCGUCAGAAAUGGACCUUCAAACUCCUCCAUGUGAUAGAAGAGAAUUGAGCCCAAAUGCAUUGAAACAGGGGGAAAAUGUUAAAAACUCUUCUCUUUCCUUUCGUUAUAGUAGUUCAGAGUUUUUGUAAUACAGCACUGUUUUAUCAGCAUAGUUUACCCAAGAUCGCCAAUACCAGGGGCAAAAUGUUACAGAAUUACAAAUUGUAGUCGGUGAAAAUUGAGUUUUUGCGAUCUUUUGAGCUGAUUUAAAAUUAAGCUGGAAGAUGACAGAUUAUAGUUUUGCUAAUAAGCAAAUAAAUUUGAGUGGAAACAUGAGAAAGUUAAAAUAUUCGACCCAAUUUGUGCUGGUUUGUUAACUGUGUUGAAAAUGGACAUUUUAUCACAGGGUAAAUCUUUUUAUAACAUUACUACAACAGUGUUACAAAGCACAUAACUUUUUAUGGAUCUGAUGAAAUAAACCUUUGUUACAGAUAUUCAAAUUAGUCACUAGUUUCAAACUAAUUCUUUAAAGGAAUCAAAGCUGGUUAAUAUUUAAUGGCUCAAUCCUGCACCAAAAGAAUGGUGUCCACAUAAGAUAUUCCUUCAGUUUGUCCUCUUUUCAAGCACUUUUUAUUUAUAUUAUUUUCUUUUCUUAUUUCUGUUCUUUUUAACUCUAGGAAAAUUGACAAUUUUUAAACUUGUAUAGGGAUAGGUUUGAAGAAUUGUCGAAUGGAGGGAGUUUAAUAUUUGCCAGAUUAUGCUUUAAUCUCCAUCUGCAAUGAACAAACAUUUCAAAUUGAAUGCAUGCUGAAAGUAGCACGGUGAAUUAAUUAUUUUCGAUACCCGACUACUGCAUAGUAUUAUAUGGCAGAGUUGGGAAAAAGCAACUGAAAAAUGUUUAUCAGUUUUUGAUAUUUUCUGAUUUGGGAAUUUUUUUUUAUAGUCCACACAGUGGGAAAUGUAUUGUCAAAGAGUUAAAGGUCAAGUACCCACACAGAUGAUCUCACCAGCAACGAUCAGUGAGAGUAAAUACAAAGAACAAUAGCAUAAGUUGCGUGGGGCCAGUUUUAAUGUGUAUAUACUUAGAAUGUCUAGGGACUCAUUUAUGGUUAGGAUUAAUUCCAAAGAUAUGUGUUUGUUUAAGAUGAGUGAGAAGGCUUUUCUGGCGAUGGUGAAACUAUUAAGACAAAUUGUAGGACAAAUUGCAGUUGACUAUAAGAAUUUUACAGCAUAGACGCCGGAGACAAUUCAGCCCAACAGAUUCACACUAUGGUAUAUGUCCCACACAAGCCUCAUGUGUCUCACCCGAGCAACAUAUCCCUCUAUUUUUUUUUCUCCUUCAGCUUUUUUUCUCCUUCUCAUAAAUGCUACUCACUUUGAUUACUCCAUUUGGCAGCAAGUUCCACAUUCUAACUUUUUUUUAAAAUAAAUGUGUUUCUCUUGAACUCUUUAUCGUUUUCCUUAGUAAAUUCUUGUGAAUGUUUUUUGUUAAGCACCACAAAUUUUGGACUAGCUCAGAAGUAGAGUUAUCUAUCAUAUUGAACACUUUAAUAAUUUCUUUUAAAGUCCUUGUCAGCUCAUCUCCCACUCUUCCCUGGUCCAUCCAGUCUUUCCUGGUAGUGAUAUCCUCACAGUACUUUAGGCCAAAUUAACUCAAAAGACACAACCUGCCAGGGGACCAGUGCGACAUGGGUGAAAGGUUCUACCUGUGCAGAUCCAUAACCGCAGCAAGUGAACAGCCAAGGGCCAAGAAUUUGGAGGAAUGCAAAGUGGGAGAGAACUUUGCUCAGGGAAUAUGCACAGGGUACCCUGAUGUACCUGCAUCUACCUAUCACCACCUUGUGCCCACCCUGCCUCCCUCUUUUGUCCACCUAUCACUGCUCUGCUUUUCCCUCCUAUAUAUUGGACUUCCCCUUUUCCUAUCUUCAGUCAGGACCCUUCUUCAGGACUCUACAAAAGAAUUAUUUUAACUGCAACAGAUUUUAAAGAAUCAAACAGCAGAUAUUUUGGAUGGAUGCAGUGGAUAGUUAUUUGCUGGACAUGGAUUCAAAAGGAUUUGCUGGUCUCCCCUAGGACAAAAGAAAAUGGAUCUAUCUAUUGAACAAACUGAACAACAGUACUCGCAACAACAAUAAAGUCAAACUGGAAUCACGCUAUCCAUCUUAUCACAGGACAUUGUACUGCAAAAUGGGUUAAGUUUAAAAAAAAUUGUGACCUUCCAAACAUAUUCUCAGAUUAAUUUUGGGAAGGACAGCAUUAUGGAUAUAGUACUCGACAGGCUGAACUGCAUCAUCUUAUCAUUUGUGGGUGAUGCUCUGGCGAUAACAAUAUUUUGAGUAUUUGAGCCAACAAGAAGAAAUAAUUUGGCCAAUGGCUUAACGAAAAUAGUGAAAACAAAAUGUUGUUGACACCUGAUAAUAUCAGGCAGCAUCUGGGGAAAGAUGGGUCUUCAACUAACAACUCUAAGUUAAUUUGUUUAAGUUGAAUUCAAAUCAUGUAAUUAUAAUCUAGAAAAUUAGGGACUGAAAAUUCCAUUUAAAUAUCUCUGAAUUCUAGUGUUGAAGUAAUGAUUUCACCUCAAAAAUUUUGAAGGUUUGUUAGAAAUGAGAGAUUGGCCUGGAUUCUGUUUAUGUGUUAUGAGUAUUUUAAUGAAUAUGCAUAAUUCAUUGAGAUGCUGCCAAAAGCUUUGUCUAAUGUUGUGAGCCAAAAGUUUUCAAUGCAUUAGGCGAAAAAGAAUAACCGUUGAAUGCAUUCAGUGCAUGAUUCCUUAUUGUAUUGUGUUAUGAGUCAGUAUUAUCUUAACCCACAUCCACCUCCUGUGGGUACCCUUGGAGAAAGUUCCCUUCCAGCUCACAUUCUUCAAAAAUCUCAACACUUUGGCUGUUAGUUUGCUGCAAAAUUUCUGAAGUUACUGAUCUGCUCAACCAAUCCUUCGCUUUAUCAUCGGAUCAUUCUGGACCACCUCAAGCAAUGUUGGUUCAUAAUUUCAUCUACUCCAGGAUUAUCAUAGAACGCAAAAAUGACCCACAACUUUUUUUUUGUCUGAUGCAAGCUGUGUUCUUAAACCUCUUCUUUCAUGAUUGAAAAUGAAACUUCCCUGAAAUUAGUGUAAGGAGCUCAUAAACAUCUUUUAAGUGAAUAUUGAGACCAUCUGGUCUACUGCUUCUCUUCCUGCUCCUAACUCACUUGACUAAUCAUCCAUUGUUACCUCUAUCCCUAAUUCCAAACUUAGAUCUUCCUUGUUGUCCCCUUUGUGAAAUCAUCUUGCUAUUGAGACUCACUUUCUGCUCCCAUAAUGCACUAAGCUACUAACCAGCCAACUUAUCUUCAUGGCUCCUAUUGAUAUUGUUAAUGGUCCCAUCACCCCUGGUACUGCCUUUCAAAGCAGCCAUCAUCACUCAUCUACUCCAGUGGCCCUCCUGUCCUUGCAACUUGCUAUCCCAUUUCCAAUUUCCUUUUUCUCUCCAAAGUCCUUGAAUGUGAUGUAGUUUCCCAAAUUUGUGCCCAUCUUACCUGGAACCUUCUGUUUAUAUCUCUCCAAUCAGUGGUGAUCAAAGUCACUAAUGACAUCUUAUAUGAAUGUGACCAAAGUAAUCUAUCUGCCCUAGGCCUUCCAAACUACAACCGUUGACAUGAUCGAUUGCCCAGCCUUCUUUCAUCUGGUUCUAUUCUAAUCCAGAGUAUCACCAUCAAUGUCCUCUCUUCCCAGGGUCAGAGCAUUAGCCCUCGUAUUUCCCCAAGGAUCUAUUCUAGUCCUCCUCCUCAUUCUAUUCUGCAUAGUCGGUGAUUGCUGAGUGUUAGUUUUCUAUUUGUUAGCUAAAUAUGAAUAAGGAUAUCAUUUAUUUCCAUUCUGAUUUUCUAAAUACACUGUAUUAACAAACUGGGGCUCUGAGAUAAACUGGCAAAACACUACCGCAUAAAUGUUCAAUGUACCAACAUACAAAUCAUUGAUAUUUGUUUUAGGGAGGUGUGAAUCUGUUUAAAAUGGUCUGUUAAUACCUGUGCUAAGGAAACAGGAAUUUCAAAUAGAUCAAGUGUUUACACGUUAUGAUUCUGCUGCCCUAUCAGCCAAAGUUUAAAGGUAAAAUGUGUGUAUUUUACAAGGAUGUGUCUUUUUUUGAUAUAUCUCUACUGACGGCUUUAAGUUAGGUAGCCGCGGAGUUCAUUGUCAAUUAAUCACAUUUUUAAGAAAUAUUUUAGUCAAGUUAAAAUUUCACUUGUCUCUAGAUAUCCAAACCAAUUUGAAUUUGAGAACUGCAAGCAACUCUGACACAAAUUUACCAAAACUGCGAUUCUGCAAAGCAAAUACUUCAGUCUCACUGUCAAUCCCCUGACUGACAUUUCUUUGUAUUUGCAUAUGUUGCUCCUUAAAACUGCUCCACUGUCUGUCCUUUGAUAGUAAUAUUAGUGUCAUUUCUUUGUGCAUCUGCACACAAUCUCUAACUAUAUUUCAACUUGCAUUGCAAUGUAGGCAACUGAAAUCAAGAUCAACUAAUUCCCCCCAAAUGGUGGACAUGUUAUUUUAAAACUGACUUAUAGUUCAUAUGUUUUACAACGUUCAUAAAUCAGUUAGAUUGAGCAAUGCCAUUUUGAUUAUAGGACCAGGUUCCUUAAUGUGCAGGGAUAAAAUAUUGCUUUUGAUCUUCAAUCUCAAGACAAGUUAUUUGAAGAAAUAGGUAGUUCAGUGGCAGAUGGGCUGAAGAAAUAAUGAUAACAUAAAUGCAUUGUGAAAAAACAUGGUUUGGACAGUAUUUCUCCUAUGAAAUUUAACUGGUAUUUGUGAAUAAGCAAAAUGAUAAAUUCAACACCAGUCAUUUCUGUAAUAUUUACAAAUCUCACACAAUAUGUAUUGUCACUCUAGCAGAGAAAAGAGGAAAAUGAAGAACAACACUAUUUAUCUGUUCAUACCAACUUCUUGGGAAUUUUUUUUCCAUUUUGCAGUCACUAGGUACCGUAGUAUUGUAGAGAUUGUACAGCAGUCUCUUCCCUGGAAUUAAAAGACUGAUCAGCACUAGCUAUAUAAUGCAACCUUGAAGUUUCAAGUUAAUAUUGUUAGACUAAAUGCCUUGAGUUAUCUCAUUUCUUUUUGGGUAGGAAUUUUCAAUUUUUGAAUUCUCUUUUUGUUAGAAAGUAUUGUGUGUUAGUAUCCCAACAAAGACAUCAUUUCAAUCCUUUUUCCUCUGUUACAUACCUUGCUAUCUAUUCAGAAUGUUGCUUAAAGAAUUUCUGUGAAGAAAUAAUCUGUUAUAUAACUAUAUAUUCAAUAGGUGAUAGCAAACAUUAAAGAAAAAAUGAUCAUUUAAAUUACGUAUGUAAAUUGGAACCUCACUUUAUCAUCUGAAAUUGACAAAGAAGUCACAAAUUAUAAAAGGCACAACUAAAAUUGCAUAGCUUACAUUAAACCAAAACCAGCUUGCAUGGUAACCAAAACAUCAGUGCUUUCAGAAUGGUUCUUUUCCUCUCCUGGUUCUGCAUGUUUCAUUAAAGUUUAUAAAUGCAUAAUGGGAAAUAUAUAGCACAAAUGAAGCAUGCCUUAUUAUACCUUGUCUUCAAAUUGAAAUAGAAGUCAAUUACUUUAGCACUUUACCAUAGGGUUAAAUACAAGAUCCAGUAAUCCUGUUUAUAAUAUUUUUUUCUGCUGUUGUAAUUGUGGGUCUACAGCUAUCCUAAAUUUUGUGAAAAUAAUUUGAAAGUGAAAAACGUCAAUGUACAUUGUGAUCAACCAACACCAAAAGGAAACCCAGUUUUGCAAAGUGCCAAUUUUCUUGAGAUUUUUGUUUGCAAUGUUUCUGCAACAAUUGUGCCCAAAACUUCUUGUACAUGAUAUAUUUUAGAAUGUUGUUUCAAUUUUGUAUUUGAUUUUAAAGACAAAAUGUAGAACAUUUUUGAAUGUAGAUAUUUGAUGUUUAGAGCAACUUAAAUGACUGUAAAUAAAUUGUGAAGCAGAAUAAACUAUCUCUUUCCCUAGUGAAUAUUCUUCCAUUGCUCACUGAUUCAUUUGCAAAUAUCUCUGUUUAUGAUUUUUGAAUGUAGAUAUUUGAUGUUUAGAGCAACUUAAAUGACUGUAAAUAAAUUGUG
Molecule: messenger RNA, 11971 nt
Organism: Pristis pectinata (smalltooth sawfish)
Lineage: Eukaryota; Metazoa; Chordata; Chondrichthyes; Rhinopristiformes; Pristidae
Gene: crb1
Product: crumbs cell polarity complex component 1
Biological process (GO): heterophilic cell-cell adhesion; establishment or maintenance of epithelial cell apical/basal polarity
Cellular component (GO): protein-containing complex; plasma membrane
Molecular function (GO): calcium ion binding
Source: RefSeq, a predicted model, not a curated record